GAGAAGUUCGGGAUUGAAAACAGAAAAAAAGUACAAACAAAAAAUAUAAAGUAAAAUUAACGCAUGGAGAUUAGAGACGAGCUGAGGUCUGGAGGCAUUUAUGUUUUUUUCAUACUUCUAUAUUCAGUUGGGCGAGACCGGACAUAGAAGGGACGACCAUUCCGGCGACAUGGCAGGUAAUUUGAUGGAGGAGUAGAUUUCUGACUCCUUCCACAUUUCUCUGAAGAGUGGCUCCAUGCAACUCCCCCAGUCGAUAACACGUUUUAGUGAGUCUUGUUAGGGACCCAAGAACCCCGAUUGUCGCAAUGCCAAUCUUGGAAGAUAUACGGGGGGAGGAGAAAGACCCUAAAAUAUUGGGGUGCCGUCGUCGAACACGUUGGCAAUAAAAGGGGCAUCAACAUCGUCAAGGGCGUUUGAUGAGUCCAGAAGCAACUUUGUACCUCUAUCAUUGUGGUCAUAAAAGGGGAAUAAGAUGCUGUGUGGUAAUAUUUUGCGACGUUUAAUGCGUUUGAUUUGUUAGAGUGAUUUUAAAAUCAUAAUUUUGAUUUUAAUUUUGAUUUUGAUUGUGGAAAAAAAUAAAUGAGAUAGUAUUAUAAAUUUGACUUGGGAAACGUGUGUUUUUGUUGUUUAGUGGAUAGAGUUAAAAUUAAAAUCACGAUUCUAAAAACACUUUUAAAUUUCAAACACUUUUAGAUUUUUGAGGAUCGAGUUUAGGCUGGACAUGAAGGGGCCUGGUUGCGGGGCACAUCGAGGUGCAAUUGGAUGCUGUGCCAACGAUGUUCUUUUCUGGGAUUUUCAAUGGCUUUAAUUUUGCGUUUAUUGUUCACGCUCAAAUUCGCACGAGCGGCAUGAUGGGUUUGUUAGAGUCCUUUUUGUCUCAUAAAUCAAUUUGGUGGGCCCGUUUGAUUUCAGAAUCAUGAUUUUAAUUUUAAUUCUACCCACUAUAUAAUAAAAAUACACGUUUCCCAAUUCAAAUUUAUAAUGCAAUCUCAUUUGUCAUUUUUCACAAUCAAAAUCAAAAUCAAAAUCAAAAUCAAAGUUAUUUUAAUUUUGAAACCAAACGGACUCACAAACUAUAUAUGUGAAUCCGAAUUGGAGAAUUGAAAUUCAUGGGUGAAUUUGCUCCGUUUUCACCCAAACAUACUUUAUUUUAAAUAUAAUAAUAAUAAUAAUUGUUCUUUAAAGUGGAAAUUUUAAAAUCAUAAUUGUGAAUAUCUUUUCAAAAUUUAUCUGUAAUUUAGAAUAUAACCAAAUCAAGAAAACACCAGGGCCGUUACGCCAGUUUAGGAUACAGAAUAACAUCAUAAAUCGAGUAGAACACAUAAUUUCCUAAUCAAAUAUCUGAGAUAUUGUUUUUUGUAAUCAGACAUAAUCAGCUUAGGAAACAGAAACAGAAUCACAUCAGGAUUCUAUUUAAAACACGUAAUAAUUUCCUAAUCUAUAACUAUUACAGACGAUUCUGUUGGUUUACCCAUAUAUAUAUAUAUAUAUAUAUAUAUAUAUAUAUCUGGGCAGCCUUCGGAAUAUGAUCCUUACGCACCAAACAAAAUCUAUUCCUCUUUGAAGCCGCAGAUUUUCAAUCCACUAACAAUGCCGCAAGCUGAUCGAUUGAGCGACAACCUCAUCUUCGAGAUCUUGACUCGCGUGCCGCUGGAGACUGUGGGGAGGUGUAGAGCGGUAAGUCAACAAUGGAACAGAAUCACGUACGAGCCAAGCUUCAUGGAUCUCCAUCCCCCUAGAACCCGGACUAUCGCCGGUUACUUUGUCCAGGGCUCGGUUUAUUGCAACUACUGGUCGGGGUUCGUGCCAGUAGCCGGGGAACCACUUGACAUCUCCCUCGGUUUCUUGCCCCAGCCCGUGAGGAUCGAGGCAUGUGAUCGUGGGAUACUGCUCUGCAGGAAGAGACGGAGCGACAGUGCACCUUACGUCCCGCAGUACUAUGUGUGUAAGCCGAGUACUAAGGAAUGGGUGAGGAUACCGAACCCGAAGACCAAGUACCCCACGGUAAUAACCUCCAUGGUGGUGGUCAGAUCGAAACCCAAAUAUCUCCACUACAAAAUACUUCGAAUCUCGAAGCACCAGGCGCAGUCUUAUGAUUGGGAGCUGCUCCGGUGUGAGAUUUUUGACUCGAAGGACUGGACCUGGAAGCGACUCGCAGACAUGAAUAUUCUGGACGAGUAUGUGUUUAGUUCUUAUCAGAAUCCAGUCGUGGUUGGAGGAAGAGCUUUCUGGCUCACAAUGAAGGGAUACUUGUUCAUGUUCGAUAUGUUCAAGGAGACCUGGCGUAUCUUACCGGAGCCGAUUGCGGGUGUAAAUAAGGAGUAUAACCGGCAUGCACGACUCUUGAACCAUGAAGGGAAGCUCGCCCUGCUAUUAACGGGUAUGGACAGCUUCUUCGAACUCUAUGUCAUGGAGGAUCUCCGUGGCCCACUCUGGGGGAAAAGAAACAGUGUCUGUUUGGAAGAGAUGGGCCGCCCACUGGCACUUUACAGUGCUAAUGUUGCUCUGACGCAAGGGUUUUUCAAGGUCUCACUUUGCAGAUCCUGGCCUGGCCAAACUGCCAAUGUGUUCAUGACGAAGUGCGUGAGGGUCGAACAAGUUUUUCCGUUCUUUUCGGACUCAGAGCCGAGCAAUUUCGCGGCUCCCACCAAGCAUUUCCACGAAAUCACCACGCGACAUCAUAAUGCUUUGGGAGGCAGUUCUGUGAAAACAUCUCGGGGGAGGCGGAUCGGGAUGCCAUACAAAAUGAUUCUGAUAUCUGCAUUUUUUCUAAUACUAGCAGUUUGUUUUCGUAAUAGAUGAGACUUUCUAGCAGUUUGAGUUGUGGCUGGACACAAAAUCUUACUCGUCGGGCUGAUUAUACAAGUAUCUUUUUGGAUGUGCAAUAUUGGCAUGAGGAUGCUACUUGAGUUACAAGUCAAAGUCUUGCCUAUUUGAACUCGAUUGAUUUGAACAUCG
Molecule: messenger RNA, 2958 nt
Organism: Punica granatum (pomegranate)
Lineage: Eukaryota; Viridiplantae; Streptophyta; Magnoliopsida; Myrtales; Lythraceae
Source: RefSeq, a predicted model, not a curated record